Cladophialophora psammophila CBS 110553 is the source of this 585-nucleotide messenger RNA. RefSeq lists its product as uncharacterized. NCBI's taxonomy places the organism in Eukaryota, Fungi, Ascomycota, Eurotiomycetes, Chaetothyriales, Herpotrichiellaceae. The record is from RefSeq and is a predicted model, not a curated record. The coding region runs from base 1 to 585 and encodes 194 amino acids. The transcript has 2 exons.
AUGACUCUACCAAUGGCUUCGAAUACGAGAGUAUGCAUUUUCGUCAUCGCCGAGGGCCAGGAACAUCCUAUCAAGCUGUGCAAUGCCCUUCACGAUAGCACCCUGCCCAAGAGCAUCAUCUCAAAGAGCAAAGCUGUCGCCACUCGCGGCGCCAUUCGCUCGAGUGCACCAACCACGUUCACCGACCACACCGGAACGAGUCAUAUCUCUACUUCUAUCAUUUCCCUGCGAUGGUACUACGACGAUGGCACCCAAACCUUCCCGGAGACGUUCUACGUCGUCGAUAAGAUUUCGGCCAAUGAUACUACGGACAGCAACAGCAACAGCAACCGAGCAGAAGCGAGAGAUCACCACCACUGGGACGCAAUCCUCCGUGGCACCGCCGAACCGCCCUCCGCUGCCCAAAGCCCUCAAGUCAAUCCGAUAUGCGCUGCGCCGCCUGGGAUAGAUUCCCGCCGGGAGCGCGAGAGAAAAGAGCGGGCCGAGACGAACCAGCAGAAGUUCGAGAGGGAGAAGGAAUUGCAGGCCAAGAAGAUUCGGGAUGCGUUUGCUUUGAAGCAAGCUGGCCCGGGAAAGAGAGGAUGA